Messenger RNA from Homarus americanus (American lobster), 1461 nucleotides. Its product is annotated as histidine-rich glycoprotein-like. NCBI's taxonomy places the organism in Eukaryota, Metazoa, Arthropoda, Malacostraca, Decapoda, Nephropidae. The transcript has a single exon. The record is from RefSeq and is a predicted model, not a curated record. The coding region runs from base 1 to 1461 and encodes 486 amino acids.
AUGAGUACUUCACACGCAUCCUACAGCAUUUUUACAGCAUCCUCAUCAUCACAACAUCCCAUCACAGCGCCAUCAUCAUCACAGCGUCCUCACCAUCACAGCCCUCACCACUCACAGCGUCUUCACCAUCACAGCGUUCUCACCAUCACAGCGUCCUCACCAUCACAGCAUCCUCACCAUCACAGCGCCUCACCAUCACAGCGUCCUCCACCAUCACAGCAUCUUCACCAUCACAGCAUCUUCACCAUCACAGCGUUCUCUCACCAUCACAGCGUCCUCACCAUCACAGCGUCCUCACCAUCACAGCGUCUCACCAUCACAGCGUCCUCACCAUCACAGCGUCCUCACCAUCACAGCGUCCUCAUCAUCACAGCAUCUCUAACCAUCACAGCGUCCCCACCAUCACAGCGUCCCACCAUCACAGCAUCUUCACCAUCACAGCGCCAUCACCACAGCGUCCUCACCCCAUCACAGCAUCUUCACCAUCACAGCAUCUUCACCAUCACAGCGUUCUCACCAUCACAGCGUCCUCACCAUCACAGCGUCCCCACCAUCACAGCGUUCUCACCAUCACAGCGUCCUCACCAUCACAGCGUCCUCAACCAUCACAGCGUCCUCACCCAUCACAGCGUCCCACACCAUCACAGCGUCCCUAACCAUCACAGCGUCCUCAUCAUCACAGCAUCUUCACCAUCACGUCCUCCACCAUCACAGCGUCCUCACCAUCACAGCGUCCCCACCAUCACAGCCAUCAUCAUCACACACGUCCUCACCAUCACAGCAUCUUCACCAUCACAGCGCCAUCAUCAUCACAGCGUCCUCAUCAUCACAACAUCCUCACCAUCACGCGCCAUCAUCAUCACAGUCCCCACACCAGCAUCUUCACCCACCAGCGCCCUCAUCAUCACAGCGUCCCCACCAUCACAGCAUCUUCACCACCACAGGCCCUCACCAUCACAGCGCCAUCAUCACACAUGCCCCACCCACAGCGUCCCUCACCAUCACAGCGUCUCACCAUCACAGCAUCUUCACCAUCACAGCGCCUCAUCAAGGUCCUCACCAUCACAGCGUCCUCACCAUCACAGUCCUCACCACCACAGGUCCCAUCACAGCACUUCACCAUCACAGCGCCAUCACCAUCACAGCGUCCUCACCACCAUGGUCUCACCAUCACAGCGUCUCACCCAUCACAGCGUCCUCACAUGUCCUCACCAUCACAGUGCUCCCACCAUCACAGCGUCCUCACCAUCAUGUCCCACCAUCACAGUCUCACCACAAGGUCCUCACCAUCUCACCAUCAGCAUCUCACCAUCAGCGCCUCACCAUCACAGCGCCAUCAUCAUCACAGCGUCCUCACCAUCACAGGCGUCCUCACCAUCACAGCGUCUCAGCUCAGCCUGGCGUAAUACCAAGCUCAUGUCGCAGGAAAGUGUUUGGCUGAGAAAAUAUUUAAGUAGCUGA